UAAUCUCUACGCUUCUCUCUCUGCAAUCACUCCUUGAGAGCCUCUCUCUCUAAAGUAUUGAGUAUUGCUGACUUGAGCGUUGGAGUGUUUUCCCCGAGGAAACAACCUCGGGAUUUUCAGGUGUAGAAGCAGCUGAAGACUUCAACAGUGUUGGAUUACGAAGCUGCCGAAACAUUGGCGCCGUCUGUGGGAAGUCGAACAAAAAGCUGUGUGAUUAGACUGGCUGGAAGACAAAAUGGUCCGUACCUUUACAGGAGAGCGCCCUCCAAGAAAUGAAAUGGACGAACAGGAAGGCGGUCACGUAUCUGAGGCCGGCUUGAACGACUUCAGGCCGAUGCCAAGAAAUCUUUUUGUAGGAGGAGCCGAACAGGAUUACCUAAGUGAGACGGAUGAUGAAAGAACACCAACUGGGUAUGCAACCCAGCCUGAACAGUUCCAAGCUCCAACAGGAACAAGACAAAGAUCUGCCAGACCGAACAAUUCACAGCGGGAACGACCUGAAAAGUCAACAGAACCUGCUCGCACAACCGAGCUCGAAGAGAGAACCAGAGUUCUUGAAAUGGCGAUGGGAAAAAUCCUUGCUCGCCUAAUCCCUGAUGACCCCCUGAUUCCUUUGCUGAACAGGGAUGCACAACCGGCUGCGUUUGUUGCGACUAGAAACUCCCCCGCUCUAAGCAAUAUAGUAGUGCCGACCAGGCCUAGGGGAAGUGGGAAACUGAACAUCGAGCCCAGCUCGUCCAAAUACAGUGAAGAAUUGAUGAGAAAGAACGCAGACCUUGAAAGGCAACUGCGGGAUGUACAGAAAUCCAUUGACGAGCUGAAAAGCCCCCGUAGUAGCGAGCUAAUGCGAAUGUCACGGAGAGGCAUCUACAGCAAUAGCUGCAUUGGAUAGAGUAUAUUUUCAUCAAAAUUAAAACCUUACUAUUAAU
This is a messenger RNA of Rubroshorea leprosula, 929 nucleotides long. Lineage: Eukaryota; Viridiplantae; Streptophyta; Magnoliopsida; Malvales; Dipterocarpaceae. The record is from the annotation of a GenBank genome assembly.